Molecule: messenger RNA, 747 nt
Organism: Candidozyma duobushaemuli
Lineage: Eukaryota; Fungi; Ascomycota; Pichiomycetes; Serinales; Metschnikowiaceae
Gene: GPM1
Product: phosphoglycerate mutase
Exons: 1
Coding region: 1-747 (248 amino acids)
Biological process (GO): glycolytic process
Molecular function (GO): intramolecular phosphotransferase activity
Source: RefSeq, a predicted model, not a curated record
AUGCCUAAGUUAGUUUUGGUCAGACACGGCCAGAGUGAGUGGAACGAAAAGAACCUUUUCACCGGAUGGGUGGAUGUGCCUCUCUCCGAGGUCGGCAGAAAGGAAGCCGUCCGUGGUGGUGAGCUUUUGAAAGAAGCCGGUAUCGUUGCCGACAUCUUGUACACCUCCAAGUUGAAGAGAGCCAUCCAGACCGCCAACUUGGCCUUGGAGGCGGCCGACCAGUUGUACAUUCCAGUCAAGAGAUCCUGGAGAUUGAACGAGAGACACUACGGUGCUCUUCAGGGCAAGGACAAGGCCCAGACUUUGGAGAAGUACGGCCAGGAGAAGUUCCAGACCUGGAGACGUUCUUUCGACGUGCCACCUCCAGUGAUUGAGGACUCCUCCGAGUUCUCCCAGGCUGGUGACAUCCGUUACCGCGACAUUGACCCUGCUGUCGUGCCAAAGACCGAGUCGUUGAAGUUGGUCAUUGACCGUUUGUUGCCUUUCUACCAGGACGAGAUCGCCGGCGACUUGUUGGCCGGUAAGACCGUGCUCAUUGCUGCCCACGGUAACUCCUUGCGUGGUCUUGUCAAGCACUUGGACAACAUCUCUGACAACGAGAUUGCCGGUUUGAACAUCCCAACCGGUAUCCCAUUGGUCUACGAGUUGGACGAGAAGUUGGUUCCUACCAAGCCUGCCUACUACUUGGACCCCGAGGCUGCUGCUGCCGGUGCUGCCGCCGUUGCCGCCCAGGGUUCUAAGAAGUAA